AUGAAGUCCGUUUUUGUGCUCGCUCUUGCGGCCCUCUUCAGCUCAAGCGACGCUGACACCACCUCUGAUUUGCAGACGAAUGUACUAAAAGCUAUCAACGAUAAGCGCAGCGAGAAGGGUCUGGCGAAUCUAUGCGUCAACACCAAGUUAGUGGCUUCUGCCCAGGCCCACGCGGAUGAUAUGGCUGCUCAUAACCUUGUCAGCGCUCGAGGCUCGGACGGGCUCGAUCAAGUAGAUCGACUUAAGGCGCAACAUUUUAACUAUACUGCCGCCGCCACGCUGGUUGGGGCAGGUUACAACACGUGGGACGGCAUGGUGGAGGUCUGGAUCGCAAAUCCAGGCCAAUACAUCUUUGGCAGUUAUUCUUACAUGGGUGUCGGGCACACGGAAAACGAUGCACAGCAGUAUAAAAAUUACUGGACACUUGACCUUGCAGCCGGUGUUGGCGAGUCCUGCACUCAGAAUCCUCCGCACUAG
Messenger RNA from Plasmopara halstedii, 477 nucleotides. RefSeq names its product CAP domain. The record is from RefSeq and is a predicted model, not a curated record. The transcript has a single exon. Bases 1 to 477 code for a protein of 158 amino acids. Lineage: Eukaryota; Oomycota; Peronosporomycetes; Peronosporales; Peronosporaceae.